AUGGCGGUGGAUGGUGGCACCGACAGUGACGGUGGUGGUGGUAGGUGGUGGCACCAACAGCGAUGGGCGGCGUUGGUCGGUGGUGGUUGGUGGCGGAAGAUGGGGUCGGCGGUGGUUGGUGGCGGAAGAUGGCGACGACGGUGGUUGGGGGUGGCGAUGGUGUUGAUCGGUGGUGGCUUUGGUGUGGUGGUGGUGGUGGUGGCCGAUGGUGGCGGUAGCUGGUGGUCUACGAUAGUUGGUGGCGGAGGAUGGCGGCGGAAUUGGUCGGCGGUGGCUCCGGUGGUUGGUGACGGUGGUGGCGGUGCUAGGUGGCGGGUGAUGAUGGUAGGUGGUGGCGGUGGUCAGCAGUGGUCAACGAUGGAGGCUGGUUGCGACGGCGGGUGGUGGGGGUCAGCGGUGGCCGACGGCCGCGACGUUGUUCGAGGUGAUGGUCAGCGGCGGAGGAUGGCAGGUGGUGACGACGGCGAGUUGCGAUGGUGGUGGUGGUCGGCGGCGGUGGGUAGCGACAACGGCGAGUGGUGA
Helianthus annuus (common sunflower) is the source of this 522-nucleotide messenger RNA. RefSeq names its product protein RNA-directed DNA methylation 3-like. The record is from RefSeq and is a predicted model, not a curated record. NCBI's taxonomy places the organism in Eukaryota, Viridiplantae, Streptophyta, Magnoliopsida, Asterales, Asteraceae. The transcript has 2 exons. Bases 1 to 522 code for a protein of 173 amino acids.